AAUAUUUUCAUGUACCAUGAAAAAUAAUAUAUGAAUUUGGCAACAUAUGCUGUUUAACAACGAAAACAAACAUAUUGUUAAAGUGGUUUCGUGUGACUUUUUAAUUCUCUAAAAUAUGGUUUCGUAUUAUGCUGAUAAGAAAUAUUCUGACCGGGAAAGAUGGUUAUGUAUUUAUCCUGCUUACAUCAAUAGCAAGAAAACUUUUGCAGAAGGACGAAGAAUAAAGAAAGAUAAAUGUGUAGAAAACCCUACUUGCCAAGAAAUAAGAGAUGUUUUAGAUGCUGCAUCAUUUCAAAUUGGUGUAGAGAACAAGUUAUAUUCAAGAGAACAAAAUAAGGAUAGUGUCAUAUUCAGAGGCCGUGUCAGAGUUCAGUUUAAAAAUGAUGAUGGUUCUGUAGUUAAUCCCAAAUUUAAAACAAGAAAGGAACUUUUAGAGUAUAUAGCUGAAACUAUUCCGAAAUUGAAAAGCCGAACCCAGAGCAAGUCUACUGACCAGCCUCAAAAUGUUCAGAGUGCCAAGAAAGGCAACAAGAAGAAACGAAGAUAAAUAUGAAAAUAAUGAUUAUGUAAAAUAUAUGUACUUUUUCUCGGAAAAUUUCUCUUUCAAAAUGUUUUUUUAAUUAAAGUUUAUUUCAAAAAGUG
Molecule: messenger RNA, 642 nt
Organism: Argiope bruennichi
Lineage: Eukaryota; Metazoa; Arthropoda; Arachnida; Araneae; Araneidae
Gene: Srp19
Product: signal recognition particle 19 kDa protein-like
Exons: 5
Coding region: 116-547 (143 amino acids)
Biological process (GO): SRP-dependent cotranslational protein targeting to membrane; SRP-dependent cotranslational protein targeting to membrane, signal sequence recognition
Cellular component (GO): signal recognition particle, endoplasmic reticulum targeting
Molecular function (GO): 7S RNA binding
Source: RefSeq, a predicted model, not a curated record